AUGAUGACAGAUUUUCGCAGUUGUCAACAAGCGUAUUGUGAUAGUUCAGUAGUAACAUCAUCCAUACCUACUGUUGUUGCACCAUACGGCUCGUAUUACCAUCCGAAUAAUACGCCGCUUCAAUUAGAUGAUCAAUAUGUUCAAUUUCCAGCAACGUAUUCAUCACAAUUCUAUCCUCCACUGCCUUAUGAAUACGAUUCUUCUUCAUUUUUACCACAUUACUCAUCUCUUCAACCAGUCAAUUCAUCUUAUCCAACAACGAACGCUGAAUUCAAUCCGGAAAAGUCUCUCAAUCAUAUGUAUACAUCACUACCAUUACAAAACACUCUUGCAUCGACAUCACCCAAUGAAUCUCCAUCACCAUCGACUCACUCAGGUGACGAACAAACAAACUCGACAUUAACAACAAUGACGACGAAAACUGAUUCGAACACACGGUCCUACACUGACACAGGCUCGUGCGAUGGGACGCAUCGUUGUCUGUUAUGGGCGUGCAAGACAUGUAAACGUAAAACGGUGACUGUUGAUCGACGAAAAGCAGCAACAAUACGCGAACGACGGCGUUUGCGAAAAGUCAAUGAAGCAUUUGAUAUAUUAAAACGACGAACAUGCUCAAAUCCCACCCAACGAUUACCCAAAGUGGAAAUCUUACGUAAUGCAAUUGAUUACAUAGAAAACCUAGAAGAUCUGCUCCGAUCAUCAGGUAUAAGUUUCAAGGCAUUUCGGCAUGAAUUAGAUGAACAAAAGGCAAAUGCAACUGAAUCAUCAACGGCACGAUCAUCAACCGUGAAUUACAAUGAAAAAUACACAACAACAACCGAUUUCAACAGUAAUUCAACAACGCCGACAACCUAUGGAACAAUAGAAAGUAUCAACAAUUAUACUGAGAUGGUAUUAGCGCAACGUUCAUCGUCCAUAUCGGCAGUGUCAAGUCUGGAUUGUUUAUCGAUGAUCGUCGAAAGUAUCGAUCCGAAUAAAUUAGUUAAUUCAUCAAAUAACACCCUAUUGAAUCAAUGUUGUUGA
This is a messenger RNA of Adineta ricciae, 1023 nucleotides long. The record is from the annotation of a GenBank genome assembly. NCBI's taxonomy places the organism in Eukaryota, Metazoa, Rotifera, Eurotatoria, Adinetida, Adinetidae.